Olea europaea var. sylvestris is the source of this 3780-nucleotide messenger RNA. RefSeq lists its product as uncharacterized. Bases 186 to 3620 code for a protein of 1144 amino acids. The record is from RefSeq and is a predicted model, not a curated record. The transcript is spliced from 7 exons. Lineage: Eukaryota; Viridiplantae; Streptophyta; Magnoliopsida; Lamiales; Oleaceae.
AUCUCACUUUUCUCCUAAUGAUCAAAAAAUCAAUUCCCAAAAGCAAUCCCUGCUCUUCAUCUUAUCUCUAACACAACAUUGAAAAUCCCGAAAAGAUGAAAGAAUGCAUAGGGAAACACACCAAAGAUUGACAUCCCAGAAACUGGGAGAUAAUAUAUUAAGUGAAAGAAGUGCAGGAAUAUGGUAUGGAGGAGUCCAAAAAGACAUACCAUGAGCAAGAAAAGAAGAAGAUGACAAUGAAAAUAGGCAAAGCAGGAGGCGCCACUGGAGCGGUGGUUUUGUUGGGUGUAGCCACCUUGGCGGCUGCUGCUGCUAUAGUGUCGGCCCUCGUAGUCAGGAGAAAGGGACGGAAAUCUGGCAAGAACCACCACAGCCACCAGGAGGUGGAGCAGAGUCUACAAACUGAAUUCCCUGAGACAUCAAACAAAGAGAAUGAUCAAGAUAAUGCAAGCGCAGAGAGAGAAUUUAUCCUUCCUAAUACAUCUUUGUCUGUAAAGAACCAUCAAUGCAAUGAUACAGCAGAUAUGGAUGUGGUAAAGGAUGAUUCUGCUUCAUUUCUCUUUACUGAGAACUUGAAAUUGGAUGAAAAGCCCACGCUUGAAAUUAAUGGUGGAACGGGAGGUCCUGCGUAUAAGAAAAAAGAGGCUUGCUGCUCUGAUAAUACUAAAAAACUGGAAAGCGCUGUCAAUACCGAGGGCACUAAGAAAGAAUUCCAUUUGCCAACAUUUGAUGAUAAAUUGCUUCUUGAACCCGAAUCGAAGGACCAAAAGCAAGAUCCUGAAGUAGAAAUUGAGUUAACCAUGGACGAUGAUGCUAUUGGGGGUGUUCUUUGUAAUAAAAUCAUAGCAGAAAGUAACCAAGAGGUGCAAGAGAAUAUUGAAUGGGAAAAGAAUGCUGUAGAGAUGCAAUUUAGUGAAGAGGACGAGACUAAGAAUUGUCUUGAUCAAGAAAUUAUUAUCAGCACAUGUGGUUUCAUGCCCGGAAAUAUUGUUACGGAGAAUUAUGGUGAAGGUGGGCAAGAUUUAGUCAUGCCAGUUUUCAACAGUCGACUUAUUAAUGAUCAUGAAAAUACAAGUAGUAACAAGAAAGAAAGCUCUCUGCUGAUUGCAACUGUUCAAAAAAUUGAAGUAAAUGGAGCUAUUGAGACAGCUCAAGUAGAUGACAGCAUUCACAAAUCAAAAAUGCAUUCGGUUAAACGAGAAAGUGAUUAUUCCGAUGCAGUAAUUGUUCAAGAUUAUGAACAAGAGAUCUCUUGUAAUGAUAACGAACAGAAUGUUGAAAACAACCAAUUUGAAGAAUAUGUCAAGGACGUGCAGACCUUAUCCAUUCCAACAGAACUUCCUGAGACAUUAAAGGAGGAGAAUGAUCAAGAUAAUGCAGGCAAAGUGAUACAGUUUAUUCUUCCUCAUCCAUGCACAGGAACAGCUGAUAUGGAUGUUGGGGCUGAUUCUGCUUCAUGCGUCUUCGCCAAUAACUUGAAAUUGAAUGAGAAUCCUAUUGUUGAUGGCUCUGUGACUGUUAUUAAGGAAGAGUUCCAUCUGCCAACAUUUGAUGAUAAAUUGCCUCUCGAACCUGAGCUGAAGGAUGAAAUGCAGAAUCGUGAAGAAGAAAUCGAGUUAACCAAGGAUGAUGACACCAUUGAGGGCGUUCCUAUAGAUAAAAUCAUGGCAGAAAAUAACCAAGAAAUGCAAGAGAAUAUUGAAGCAAAAAAGAAUGCUGUAGAGAUGCAAUUUAGCGAAGAAGAAUACAAGACAAAGAAUUUUCGCGAUCAAGAUAAAAUAAUCGCCAAGUGUAGUUCUAUGCCAGGAAAUACUGCUACAGAGAAUUCUGGUGAAGGUGGGCGAGAAUUAUUACUGCCACUUUUUGACAGUCAGCCUAUUAUCGACCAUGAAAACACAAACGUCUAUAAAAAAACCUCUUUGCCAACCGAAACUGUUGAAAAAAUUGAAGGAAAUGGAACUAUUGAGACAGCUCAAGUAGAUGACAGCAUUCACAAAGCAAGCAUGCAAUUGGUUAAACAAGGAUGUGAUCGUCCUGAUGCAGAAAUUGUUCGAGAUUAUGAACAAAUCUCUUGUCAUGAUGACGAACAAAAUGCUGAAAACAGUCAAUAUGAAGAUCAUGUCAAGGACGUGCUAACCUUUUCCUUGCCAAAAGAACUCCCUGCGAAUGAUAAUGGUCAAGAUAAUGCAAGCAAAGAAAUACAGUUUAUUCUUCCUCGUACACAUCCGUUGGAAAAGAAAAGUCCAUGCACAGGAGCAGCAGAUGUGGACAAGAUCAAGACCGUUUCUGCUUCAUUUUCCUUUACUGAGUACUUGAUAUUGAAUGAGAAGCCUAUUGCUGAUGGCGAUGUGACUGUUAUUAAGGAAGAGUUCCAACUGCCAACAUUUGAUGAUAAAUUGCUUCUUGAACCUGAGUCGAAGAACAAAAUGGACAAACAUGAAGUAGAAAUAGAGUUGGCCAAAGAAGAUGGUUCUCGUAUUGAUAAAAUAAUGGCAGAAGAUGACAAAAAUAUGCAAGAGAAUAUUGACGGAAAACUGAAUGCUGUAGAGAUGCAAUUUAGUGAAGAGAAAACUAAAAAUCGUCAUGAUCAAGAAAUUGUCAGCACAGUUAGUUCCAUGCCAGGAACUACAGUUUUGGAGAAUUACGGUGAAGGUGGGAAAGAAUUACUGUCAGUUUUUGACAGUCGACCUAUUAUUGAACAUGAAAAUGUAAACAGCGACGACAAAGAAGGUUCACUGCCCAUUGAAACUGUUCAAAAAAGUGAAAGAAAUGAAGCUAUUGAGAUUUCACAAAUAGAUGAUGGCAUUCAUAAUGCAGAAGUGCAAUUGGUGGAACAAGAAGAAUGUGAUUAUCCUGAUGCGGAAAUCCAAGUUUGUGAACAAAAAAUAUCUCAUAAUGAUGAUGAACAAAAUACUGAAAAUGGUCACUGUGGAGAUUAUGCGAAGGAUGUGCAAACCUUCUCCUUUCCAAUUCUCAGCUAUCCGUCCAACAUUAUGGCAGAAAUUGCUAUUGAGAAAGACUCUAUGAACGAGCAGCUUUCAACUGAAGCUAUUGGAGUUGUUGUAACAAAUGUGGGAACUUCUGCAAAUCAGGAGAUGAAAGAAAACAGCACCCUGGAAUUAGUUGUCUGUCAACAGAAAGAAUUUAAAAAUGCUGAAGAGGAAAUUGAGGAAGCACCAGAAACAAUUUGUGCAGGAAUCGACACAUUAGAAUAUGAUCCAAUUAUGCAAAUGAGUAAAAAUGAAGAGAAGGGUGAAAACAAUGACAAUGACAAUGACAAUGACAGGGAUGAAUCGGAUGAAGAUGAUCUUACCAAUACAAUAGAAGAGAGUUCGGUAGGAACAGGGAAUUCCCCCCCGGAAUCCAAUACUGAGUGCGCAGAAGAAUCACUUUCAGAAUUGUCUAUUGAUGGUAAAGGCAAUUCAAAGAUGACUUAUACGGUGGAACUUGCUGAAGCACACAAUAAUCAACCCACAUACUCAUCCAGGCGGAGAAUACUAAUAGGGGCACUCAGCGCCCUGUCGUGGUUUUCAUGUACCUGGUUCUUUGGUUUGUCCUUCGUCAAGCUAGGCCUCAUUGUGUUCUUGACCAUGAUCCUCUCAAAGAUCCAUGGCUAUUGAAGAAUUUGCAGCCUGUCGAAUACGAAUAUAAAUCUAGAGAUGCAUACAAGGAUACAGUUUACAGAUAAUCGUUUAUCACAGUCUGUUGGUGCAAAUUGAAAGAGAUAAAUAGAAGAGACAAUGAAGUGAAAUAUUAAUGAAUCGGAUGAUUUAUUUUCAA